AUGCGGAGGGUGCGGGCGGCCUGCGUGCCGGCGGCGAACCUGCACUGCUCCGCGAGGGCCCUGGCGCGCUUCUACGCGGGCCUCCCCGGGCUGCUGGGCGCGCGGGCGCUGCGGGCCGCGGGCGCGCGGGGGCCCGCCGCGGGCGGGCCUGGGCCUCGGGGCGUGCCCCGGAUGCUGCUGGACGAGACUCCGGGGGCGGCCUUCGGCCUGGGGAUGCGCGUGCUGGACUGCCCCUCGGCGCGCGGCGGGGAGCCGGCCAGGGGGCUCGGCCACGCGGGCCUCGGGGGCUCCUUCGGCCUGGCGCUGCCCGAGCUCGGGCUCGGGAUCGCGGUGGCCACCAACCGUCUGGAGUUUGGCGGGCGGUCGGUUCCCCGGGAGGUGCUGUCGCUGAUCUGCCAGGAGUUCGGUCUUCUACCUCCAGAGCGUCUCUAG
Prorocentrum cordatum is the source of this 432-nucleotide messenger RNA. The record is from the annotation of a GenBank genome assembly. Lineage: Eukaryota; Dinophyceae; Prorocentrales; Prorocentraceae.